Messenger RNA from Manduca sexta (tobacco hornworm), 1555 nucleotides. Its product is annotated as putative fatty acyl-CoA reductase CG5065. The record is from RefSeq and is a predicted model, not a curated record. Lineage: Eukaryota; Metazoa; Arthropoda; Insecta; Lepidoptera; Sphingidae. The transcript is spliced from 11 exons. The coding region runs from base 180 to 1541 and encodes 453 amino acids. Gene Ontology annotation, molecular function: alcohol-forming very long-chain fatty acyl-CoA reductase (NADP+) activity. Gene Ontology annotation, cellular component: peroxisome. Gene Ontology annotation, biological process: long-chain fatty-acyl-CoA metabolic process.
UUUCUUAGUUUGUGUCCAUACACCCAGACUCGCUGCAGGCCACUCGUGUUUAGUAAGUUAUAUAAACAGAUCUGGGUUCAAAAUAUAAAUGUGAAGUGUGUUCUAUUUUCAAUUGAAUAUAUAUACAGUGCGAAAAAUUAAAUGAAAAGUUUGUAAAUAUCUACAAUAAAAUUGGAGAUAUGUUAGCAGGAAUGUCUAUCAACAAAGAAUAUGUACCGGUGGCCGAUUUCUACGCGGGCAGGUCUGUGUUCCUCACCGGGGUCAGUGGAUUUCUCGGGAAGGUAAUAUUGGAGAAAUUGCUGUACAGCUGUAAACAUAUAAACAAUGUAUAUGUCAUGAUACGGGAAAAGAAAGGUGUAAGCGCCGAAGAAAGAUUCCGAGAUAUUAUUAAUCUACCCGUAUUCACAAAGCUAAAAGAAGAAAGACCGGAAGACCUAAAUAAAAUUAUACCCGUAACUGGCGAUCUAUUGGCACCGAAUUUGGGGAUUGAGAAAUCUGUAGAAGAAUCAUUCGUGAACAAGGUAUCAGUUGUGUUACAUUCAGCAGCGACAAUCAAAUACAAUCAGCAAUUAGACGAAGCUUUGAACAACAACUUGGAAGGGACAAGGCGAGUACUGGAACUCUGUCAAAGAAUGCCUCGAAUAAGAUCCUUCGUCCACGUUUCGACGGCGUAUUCAAAUAUGGAUAGAGAAGUGAUCGACGAGGUCGUUUACCCCGCGCCAGCAGCUCUCAGAGAUGUCUACACGUCCAUCAAACGGCACGGAGUUACUGACGAGAAAUUGAUCAAGAAAAUACUCAAUGGGAAACCCAACACGUAUGUGUUUUCUAAAGCCCUAGCCGAGAAUAUGCUAGUGGACCAACAUGGUGACAUACCCACCACCAUAGUCAGACCAUCCACAGUGGCCGCAGCAAUGAGCGACCCGCUGCCUGGCUGGGUGGACAACUGGUUCGCAGCCACUGGCAUCUUCCACGUCACCGGGAGUGGCAACAACAGAGUUAUCUUCGGACGCAAGUCUAACGUCUUGGACAUCAUUCCAGUUGAUUAUGUUUCCAAUCUCAUUAUUGUGGCCGCUGCUAGGAAGACACAGUCUAAAGAUAUCCCCGUAUUUAAUAGCUGCAGCAGUUCUUGUAAUCCAGUUAAUUUUGGUGAAAUAUUUAUGUAUUUAAAAGAGUACUACGUAACCAAUAAAUACCAUGACGCUUACCCCAUGCUAUUAUUCUCGCGAAAUAAAUGGAUCGUGAACUUUCUUACUUUCUUAUUACAAAUGUUGCCCGCUAAGGUGGCUGAUGUGUAUGUAAGAACAAAGGGACAAAAACCAAGGUAUGCAAAAUUGCAAUCGAAAGUCGUCCAGAUGCGGGAUCUUCAUAAAAGUUUUACAGAAGGUUCAUGGGUUAUCAAAAGCGACGGUACGAGGUCUCUGUACUCCUCUUUGAGUCCUGCAGACAAACAGAAUUUCCCAUUCGAUCCGACGCUCAUCAACUGGCAGAAAUUCACCACAACUUAUUGUCAUGGUAUUCGAAGAUUUUUGUUGAGAAAAUAAAAAAUAUUUGCAUU